UUGUUUUGAAGCUGCUGGCAGGAAAGCGGGGAGGAGAAAAUUACCUAAGUGAUAGUGAGCUUGCCAUGAACUAUAUAAAACUGGGAAAUCAAAGCCGAGAAACUCCACCUCACAGUCCUGAAGCACAAGCACAACCCCUGAAGAGAAACCCACCCCAGCAGCGAGUGAUCUCAAAGGCUUGAACUGCGAGCAAGCUGCAUGAGCUCAGAGCUGCUGCGGGACUGAGCAGCCCGGAGCAGGGAACGCUGCCUGCGAGCCCCCAGAGCCAUGGAGUGGAGGCAGCUCCUCUGCAUCCUCUGCCUGCUGGAGCUGGCUGGUUUUGCUGCUGGGAGCACCACGGCUGCCCCCAGCCCCGCAGGAACAGCGAGGGACAGCAGCAGAGGGACAGCCAGCCCUGCCACCGCGGCCAGCACAGCCACAGGGGACAGCAGCAGCACCAAACCAACCUUUGCUGCAGCCACAGCCAGCUCCGAGGCCACCAGCCCGACGCCACCAGAGCUCCUUGGCCAGCAGACAAUGAGCCCCCAGCCCAGCCCUGCCUCCACAGCACUGCUGGGCUCCUCCCCGGGGUCCCCGGGGUCCCCGGGGGUCCCCACGAGCCAGCCCGGGGACAGGACACUCACCUUGGGCCCCCCCAGCUCUGCGGCCACCCCGGAGCCUGCUGCUGUCCCUGCUGCCACCACAGCCCUGCACAGCAGCUCCCAGCCUGCCCUCCGUGCCAUCAGCUGCCACGGUGCCAGGGACCAGGGUGACACCGGGGCCAUCUGCCUGCAGCUCAACGAGUCCAGCACCUGCGAGCACUUUCUGGAGAGGAAGGGAUUGGAUUUAUGGCAAGCACUGUGUGAAAAUAGAACCCACGGCGUGGAGCCCCCCUGUGAGAUCAAACUGACUCCAUCCAGCCUGGACAGGGACUGUUUGCUCCUCAUCCUCAAAGGAGAGAAAGAUCCCGACAAACUUCUGAACACGCUCCAGAAGUCUCACUGGGAAAAGUUUGGAAUAGAAUCCCUUAAAAAGGAGAGCACGGGCAGCCGGCGGGAGCCUUCCCAGAGGACGCUGAUCGCCCUGGUGACAUCUGGGCUGCUGCUGGCCUUCCUGGGGCUGGCCGGGUAUUUCCUGAUGAGGCGGCGCAGCUGGAGCCCCGCGGGCCAGAGGCUGGCUGAAGACCCCUACUACACGGAGAACGGCAGCCAGGGGAACACCAUGCUGAUGUCGCCGUCCCAGGAGCCGGCGGAGCUGCAGGAGAAGCCGAACCUGAACGGGGGCGCGCAGGAGAACGGGACGGGCUCCAAGAACGGCCGGCAGCACAGCCCCGCCGACACCGAGAUGUGACAGCGACAUCUCCCCGGGCCCGCAGGGGAUCUCCUUCAGACCUCCUGUGUCUCACUGUCUCUGUGAAGGACUCCAAAGCCAGCCUAAACCACCUGGAGAGCCAAAGCUGCCCAAGAGCAGCUCCUUCUCCUCCUCCUCCUCAUCCUCCUCCUCCCGCUGAACACACAGGACAAUUUUUGCAGCUGUUCUCUGCCUUUGUUGUCGGAAGAACACCAGGACAAAUGCCGGUGCCCUCUGGCCUCCCCAGAUUUCAGGCAGAGUUUGGCUCCAGGCAGCCCAGAUGUCUGGUAGCAAUAUGUUAGGCUGACCGAAGUAGUGAAAUUGGGAUUGCAGUGACAAAAGCCUCUCAGGUUUCAGAUAGUUUUGGUUAACAGAGUUGUUUAUAAUCUCAUCUUUAUGUUUAAGUGCAGGAUUUCUUCCUCUUCUGAGGCCACCAGGCAUUUAACCCCUUUCUGUCUUUAGGGCUCCUCUACUAUUCCCUACUCCAGCAGAAUUUGCUGAAGCUGUGUGUAAAACUUUCCACAUGGAAUUGCAGGCGAAAUGUCAACUUUUUCUCUUCGAAUCCUACUAGGAUUGUGUCCUGAACGUUUUUUUAGAGGGGAAAAAACCUUCCCCAGCCUCCUCCUGCCAGGGGCUGGGGGUUGUGGCUGGCAGAGCUCAUCCCUUGAGGGAGAUGGAGAGCUCUGGGCAGGGCUGAGGGGCUCUGAGGGUGCCUGGGGCUGGGCACUCUCCCCCUGGCACCUGGGGCAGGAAUUUGGGCAGAGAGGUGCCCAAGGGCUCCCAGAGGGAUGAGUGGAGGCAAACCCCCAGCUCUGCAAAGGGCAGAGUCCCUGUCUCUGCACAGCAGCAGGGACAGGGACACAGAGCAGGGUUUCACUGUGGAAAUCCCAAGCACAGGAGCAGCAGCAGAAGCAGGAGAGAAACAGAAACAAAAGCAGGAGCAGGAGCAGCAGGUCCAGGUCUGGCCCCUCUCUCUGCUGAUCCUGCUCCCCAGGGAAGCGCUGCUGGAGCCCCAUUGAGCUCUCAGUGGGAGCCAGGGACUCAGGGAAGGUUUGUUGCCCAUCCCAAGCACAUUUUUAGGGAGCCAAAGCCCGGACUGUGCCAGCCCCGUGCUGCUGGUGCCAGCCCAGGAGGGUGCUGUCCAACACCAGCACCAGCAGCGACCUCCACACCCCAAAUAAACCCAAAAAUGGCCCUUGGAGCUGAUCUGCCCUCUCAGGAGUGAGUUCAUCCCAACCUUCUCUCAGUGCUGAACACCUGAGGGAGGGGUUUUUUUCUGGUACAGUGCUCAAAGCAACGACAGCAGCAUCCACCACCACCUGGGGCUGUUUUUUUGUGGGUGCAAGAGUCGCUUCAACACAAUUAAAAUAUUCCAGGCUGUUUGCUUUGGUGUGAAUUGCUCCUUGCAGAUCUCAUUGUAAAUAAUCCCGGUUGAAAAAGAAA
Messenger RNA from Passer montanus (Eurasian tree sparrow), 2772 nucleotides. RefSeq names its product CD34 molecule (gene CD34). Gene Ontology annotation, biological process: cell-matrix adhesion. NCBI's taxonomy places the organism in Eukaryota, Metazoa, Chordata, Aves, Passeriformes, Passeridae. Gene Ontology annotation, cellular component: membrane. The coding region runs from base 268 to 1329 and encodes 353 amino acids. The transcript is spliced from 8 exons. The record is from RefSeq and is a predicted model, not a curated record.